AUGCCGCUGCUUUCUGGCUUUGGGAAGUCGCUGGGAAGAGAGGAUCAAGGCAGCGUGAUGGGGUACGACACCAGAUUCACCGGCCGCUUUGCUCUCUCCCGUCCCCUGACGGCCGAAGAGAGCGCAAUCUUGGCAGCCGUGCACGACCACUGCCACGAGGACGACUUGGAGCUACCUUAUGCUUUUUUACAGAAGCGCACAGUCACAAUUGAGCGAGAGGUGAUCGGGCCCUUGUACGUGGGCGAGAGCUUACACUACCUUACAGAGAAGUUUCCCUCCUUCUACUGCCAGUGGACGCUCUCAGGCAACAAGCGCUCUCUUGUCUGGGACAAGGGGGAGAAGUUCUACAACUACGUGGGCUGGUUGGAGUACCUCCUCUCCAACUUCUUCGCCGUGCGCGGCGUACAGCUGAGCGGCACCGUGAAGUGGAAGGGGGCUAAUCGAGGAGACAGGGGUUCAAUCACAGUCGAGGGCAACAGGAUUAUCGUCAAGAUGACCCACCCAUGA
This is a messenger RNA of Klebsormidium nitens, 507 nucleotides long. NCBI's taxonomy places the organism in Eukaryota, Viridiplantae, Streptophyta, Klebsormidiophyceae, Klebsormidiales, Klebsormidiaceae. The record is from the annotation of a GenBank genome assembly.